Molecule: messenger RNA, 2318 nt
Organism: Erigeron canadensis
Lineage: Eukaryota; Viridiplantae; Streptophyta; Magnoliopsida; Asterales; Asteraceae
Product: putative ATP synthase protein YMF19
Exons: 1
Coding region: 1416-1895 (159 amino acids)
Cellular component (GO): membrane; mitochondrion
Source: RefSeq, a predicted model, not a curated record
ACUGGUCUUUCUCCUCCGCAGGUUAAGCCUACUCCUCAAUAAACAUCUUAUCUCAUCCACCUAUUUCAUAGCCUCGUCUUCCUCCAUGAGGCUACUACUCGACUCGGGAUAUUCCUACUGUUCGGACUAAACUGGAUCUACUCAUGCUGGACCGACUGUGCAAUACCAACAAUGGAGCACGCUGCCCGUCCGCGGAGGCAUUCUGGUAGGAAGGCCGGCCACCACACUACAUAAGAUAGAGCUGGCGGAGAAAGCUCGAAGAGCUUAGCUUCCCUUGUCUCUGUUCUGCCCAAGCUUUGAACUUCCUGUAUGUAUUUCGAUCGAACCACUUGAAAAACUCCCAGUGUGUAGGAGACAGCCCUCCCUGCAGGCCGAUCUAUGAGGGAAGGUAAAUUCCACAUCUCUAUCCCCUAGGUAAAGUACUCUAUAAGAAAGAAGGACAGCUCAGCUCUAUCUAUGAGGUAAAGAUACCCUGAUUAAGGCGGUGCAACGGACAGCUAGCUAUAGAAUCGGUAGCCGGGCGGAGCAGCUCGAAGAGGGGCAUCUAUCUCUAUUGAUCGAGCUAAAGGUUUUUAUUCCGGGGAGGAGAAAAGGAAGUCAAGUGCUACUUAUUACAAAAGGCGAACCACAAAAGGAAGAGCUUUUUCUCGGUAUCAAUGACUCACUUAUAGGCAAAAGAAAAAAGAGUGGACUUGGUCAUCGCUAUUGGUUUUCUUUAAAGAUCCAUCAACUCAAAGAGAAUGAUUGUCGGAAGCGGAAGUGACUUCGCGGGCGUGCAUACUUACUUAGUUACGACUUCUUCCAACUGCGAGGAAAAAGCUUUCCAGCAGUCCAAGCAGAUGCGAGUGAAAUUGCUGCUCCGGAAUUAUUUUUCGCUUUUAUGAAGCCUGGAACCAUGUGUAGCCUGUGCGAAGGAAGCCUAGACUGGAAAGGUGGGAUCGAAUCCAUCCUAAAAAAGAAAGAAUUACCCUUCAUCUCUUGAGCUCAGUAGGAUAUACUUGAUUCAACUUUCGGUUAGCAUGAAAAUGCAACUAUAUGCUUAACGCAUUUAGUUCAAUGUAGGUGUAGGUAAGGAUGUGCUCUAAGGGAUAAAUUUUUCUAUUCCCAUCCCGAAUCUACUUAUCGAUACUCGUUUCAUUCAGUUCUUUAUAAGAGCAGUAGUCACAUCCUGUCUUCUAUCCCCUCCUCCACCCCAUGCGCGGAAGGAAGUUUCUUUUGGCGGUAUCGUAUAUAAAGAUUACGACUUAAUUUAGAAAAACUCUUAAUAUCGUAAGAGAAGAAGAAGAAUCUGACGCCCAAAAAUCCCAUUUCUUUUCGUUGGUCAACAACCAACAAAACAAAUUUAUUAGUUCUUCACUACUCGUACAGGAAAAAGUAACUUUCUGUAUGGGGGGAAUCCUUUAUUCUCAAUCAAGAUGCCUCAACUGGAUAAAUUCACUUAUUUCACACAAUUCUUCUGGUUAUGCCUUUUCUUCUUUACUUUCUAUAUUGCCAUAUGCAAUGAUGGAGAUGGACUACUUGGGAUCAGCAGAAUUCUAAAACUACGUAACCAACUGCUUUCACACCGUACGAACAACAUCCGGAGCAAGGACCCCAACAGUUUGGAAGAUAUCUUGAGAAAAGGUUUUAGCACCGGUCUAUCCUAUAUGUACUCCAGUUUAUUCGAAGUCUCCCAAUGGUGUAAGGCCGUCGACUUAUUGGGAAAAAGGAGGAAGAUCACUUUGAUCUCUUGUUUCGGAGAAAUCAGCGGCUCACGAGGAAUGGAAAGGAACAUAUUAUAUUUGAUCUCGAAGUCCUCAUAUAGCACUUCUUCCAAUCCUGGAUGGGGGAUCACUUGUAGGAAUGACAUAAUGCUAAUCCAUGUUCUACACGGCCAAGGAAGCAUCGGUUUUUAAUCUCCUUAUGACUUGGUCGUUCAGAAGAGAUUCUUUCUCGAUCAGAAUAGUGGAAUGGAAGGCACUACAAGAAAGAUAUACUCCUUUUCAAAUCGCCCCGCGAAGACAGACGUUCAGAAAGGUUCUCGAGAUUCUCAAUCGCUCUUUUUUUAGUGGGGAGGAAUAGUACGGGAAGGGAGCGAGACCAAGCCGAGACACUAGUAGAGUAAGCCCUUCCCACGUGUCAAAAUGAAUUGCAGCCUCAACCAGAGAGAUCAACCUGCGCCUUUGAUGUUAGGCCCCGGUGGAAAGUUUUCCGAAACCGGAACUUAAUGGAAUUGUUACUUUCCAAAAAUGCUUUCUGAAAAGAAAGAAGGUCCAUUUUCCCACGUAGUUCGUCGGUCAAACCAACAAUUCUCUUCUCAAAGUAAUAGGGAGAUCCUU